AUGUCGAAGCUAGAGGAUGUUUGGCAUAAGACUUGGAGGUUACUAUCCGAUGACAUUUUGUACAAGCAGCGUGGUAUUCAGAAAAAUAAAGAUCUACAGUUAACAAACGAUCAAAUUGAAGCGUUUGCGUUGGCGGAGAUUGAAACCAUGCUCCAAAGUAAUGGCAGCAACUUGCGUAGAUUUAGUGAGAUGCCGUUUCCGGAUGAACUAAUCAUGUUUGAAGGACAAAACAAGCUUAUUGCAGAUGAGAUUUCUUACGACAUAGAGGAGAUGACGUUGGAACACGAUAAAUUGUAUAAGGGUCUAACUGAUGAGAAAUCCAUCAUUGAUCGGAGAGUAAUAGAUGCUGUGUUGAGUCAAGAAGGAGGUGUGUUUUUCGUCUACGGCUACGGAGGGACCGAAAAAACAUAUGCCUGGAAGACAUUAUGUGCUCUAGUAAGGAAGAUGGGCGAAAUUGUAUUGCCUGUAGCUUCGAGUGGAAUUGCUUCUCUCCUCCUUCCGCGGGGAAGAACAACGCAUUCGAGAUUUGGUAUCCCUUUGAAUGUAACUGAGAAUUCUACAUGUGCCGGAAUUCGUCCUGGGUCGGAUUUAGUUGAUCUUCUUAUCAAGAUAAAACUUAUUAUAUGGGAUGAAGCGCCCAUGAUGCAUAAGUACUGUUUCGAAGCACUUGAGAGAAGCUCGAUGGACAUAAUGAGGUUAGUUGAUAGGAGAAACAUGCAUCGACUAUUUGGGGGUAAAGUUAUGGUGUUUGGUGGUGAUCUACGUAAGAUAUUACCAGUUGUACCAAAGGGAACGAGGCAAGAUAUCAUGUUUGCUACCGUUAAUUCGUCUUACUUGUGGGAUUCGUGUAAGGUCCUAACACUUACUUGCAAUAUAAGACUUCAAUCAAGUUCUUCAAAAUCUUUUGCUGAUGAACUGCGAGAAUUUUCAAAGUGGAUACUAAGCGUAGGAGACGGUAAGGCCGGAGAUCCUAAUGAUGGCAAAGCCGUAAUUGAGGUUGCAAAAUAUAUUCUUAUAGAUCCAGGUGUCUAUCCAAUUUCAGCAAUUGUUGAUAGCACUUAUCCAAACCUACAUGACCAUAUUUGGGAAGCUAAAUAUUUCCAAGAAAGAGCAAUUUUGGCGCCUACAAAUGAGAUAGUGGAGAUAGGCAAUGAUCAUGUUCUAUCUACCAUUCACGGAGAAGAAAAAGUGUAUUUGAGUUCGGACGCUAUAAGCAAAGAAGAGGGUAACUUCGGAGUACAUGAAAUUUACUCCACUGAAUUCCUCAAUACAAUAAGAUGCUCUGGUCUCCCGAAUCAUAUCAUACGAUUAAAGGUUGGUGCGCCAGUUAUGCUGCUAAGGAAUAUUGAUCAAACAUCUGGGUUAUGUAAUGGCACGAGGUUAGUCGUUAAACAUUUAGGCAAUCAUGUUAUUGAAGCAACUGUUAUUUCUGGAAGUAAUGUCAGAGAAAAGAUUCUUUAG
Messenger RNA from Beta vulgaris subsp. vulgaris (sugar beet), 1461 nucleotides. RefSeq lists its product as uncharacterized. NCBI's taxonomy places the organism in Eukaryota, Viridiplantae, Streptophyta, Magnoliopsida, Caryophyllales, Amaranthaceae. Gene Ontology annotation, biological process: telomere maintenance; DNA repair. The transcript has 3 exons. The coding region runs from base 1 to 1461 and encodes 486 amino acids. Gene Ontology annotation, molecular function: DNA helicase activity. The record is from RefSeq and is a predicted model, not a curated record.